UUGCUUAUUAGAAAUGGGAGAAAAACAACAAUGGACCAAUGAGCAUUUAAAAUGCUUAUUGGAUACUUGUAUUGAAGAAGUAGAGAGUGUCGGUAGAAAAGGAUUGAGUUUGCAGAAAGACUCAUGGAUAAGGCUUGGAAGAGUUCUUAAGGAGAAAUUUGGGUUUGAGUUGAGUCAAAAACAAAUGAAAAACGCAUAUGACAAUUUGAAAGCCAAAUACACAAGAUGGGUGUAUUUAAAAAACAAAACUGGUAAUAUAUACAACUCUCAAACAAACACUUUUAACUUAACAGCCGAGGAGUGGGAUGAUUUUAAGAAGGGGCAUCCGAAGGCUGCUUCAUUGAGAACAAUUCCACUGCCUUUUCCAGAUCUUUGUGCACGUCUUUUUGAUGGAAAUAGUGCUACUGGUAAUUUUAGGAGUUACUCAACCCAAUCAUCAUCAGUAGCUGGAGCAUCCUCUUGUCGUCUUCCACCACUUCAGAUUACCGCCACCCCUUUUCAUGCAAUAGAUGAUGAUGGUGAACACACUUCCCACCCCUUUUCUGCCGCUCCACCUUCUGCUGCUUCACCUUCUGCCGCUCCACCUUCUGCAGCUUCACCUUCUGAUGCUUCACCAUCUGGUAACCCCAACAAAAGGGCUAAACCCUCAACUCCUAUACCUCCUAGUGCCUCACCGUCUACUUCUUCAGCUGAUGGAACUUCUAUUACUGGCGACGAUUUAGCAUUAGAAAUGAAAAAAGCUUUACAAAGUUUGACUAAAGGGUAUACAAUCCCUCAAUGUUUAGAGAAGUUAGAGGUGCUUCAGUUAGGCCCCACCGAUCCAUUGCGCUUUGUUGCAUAUCAUAUUUUUGGAGGGACCAUGAACAUGAAAGAGAUGUGGAUGCAUUUUCCUGAUGUUCCUGAGAUAUUACGAGGAUGGCUUGAGAUGACGGGUACAAGUGUAGGAGUUUUGAAUGAUGGAAAGAUUGUCCGAUGAUUGUUCUAGUGUUGAAACUAUUUGUUAGGUCUUUUUGCCUUUGUUGGAACUGUUUUGUUAGGUCUUUUUUCUUUUCUUGGAACUAUUUUUUUGUUAUGUUGCUACUUGGAAUAUGGUUUAUCUAAUGUUUUUUUGGUACAUAAUGUAAUGUGUAUUUGCUACGUCAAAUAUAGUUUAUGUAUGUUUUUUUGCUACUUGAAAUAUGGUUUAUGUAAUGUUUUUUUUUUUUUGUGCUACUUGAAAUAUGAUUAAUGUAAUGUUUUUUAAAGUUCUACUUUGUUGUUUUUAGGUUCAUAAUGGAUCACGAUCAAAAGUUACUUCUCGUAAUUCUUAUGUACCUGU
Messenger RNA from Lactuca saligna, 1318 nucleotides. The record is from the annotation of a GenBank genome assembly. NCBI's taxonomy places the organism in Eukaryota, Viridiplantae, Streptophyta, Magnoliopsida, Asterales, Asteraceae.